AUGGAAGCUAGACUCUCGGAGAGUCUGGGCCUCCCGUCUCCGAAUCUUAAUCACUGCCUUCUUACCAACGAUUUCAACUCUCUGUUCACUUAUUUCUCCGAUCGCACCUCCGCGCAAAUCCCCAUCGUCAGAAAAUCUGUAACCAAAAUCAAAUCCUCGAGGAAACUCUCUCCUCCGAAAUCCUCAGAAUCCACUGAAAAUUCAAGGAGGUCCGUAGGGUUUGCAUCGGCUUCAGUGUCGGAUUCCAAUUCCGGACCGGAGUUCCUGAAAUGGAUGAAACCUGCGUCACGGAGCAGCCCAAGGAUCCAAACACUGAUGAAGCAGCUCUCCGUCUGGGAGCGUGCACUGAUCGGUGCAGGAGGCGGUGGAAUCGCCGGUGCCUUCACAUACGUCUGCCUUCUCCCGUUGGACACAAUCAAAACGAAGCUUCAGGCGAAAGGCGCGUCUGAGGUGUACAGCAGCAGCUUCGAUGCGAUAGUGAAAACGUUUCAGGCCAGAGGGAUUCUAGGUUUCUACAGUGGCGUCUCCGCCGUGAUUGUUGGCUCGACGUUCUCCUCCGCCGUCUAUUUCGGCACCUGCGAGUUCGGUAAGUCUCUCCUCUCCAAGUUCCCGGAGUUCCCUUCGGUUCUCAUCCCUCCCACUGCUGGCGCCAUGGGAAACAUAAUCUCGUCGGCAAUAAUGGUUCCGAAAGAGCUCAUCACGCAGAGAAUGCAAGUUGGAGCCAGUGGGAGGAGAUCGUACCAAGUUCUGCUUGAAAUUCUAGAGAAAGAUGGAAUAUUGGGGCUCUACGCUGGUUACUCUGCCACGCUGUUGAGGAAUUUACCGGCCGGUGUGCUAAGUUACUCGUCGUUCGAAUACCUGAAAGCUGCGGUUUUGGAGAAGAUGCAGCAGAACCAACUUGAGCCUCUGCAGAGCGUUUGCUGUGGCGCAUUGGCUGGUGCCAUAUCUGCUUCGAUAACCACGCCACUAGAUGUGGUGAAGACGAGGCUGAUGACACAGGUUCAUGUGGAGGCAGCGAAUAAACUUGGCGCUGCUAUGUACAACGGUGUGAGUGGGACAGUGAGACAGAUACUGAGAGAGGAAGGUUUGGUCGGUUUUACCCGAGGCAUGGGGCCUCGAGUUGUUCACAGCGCUUGUUUCUCGGCUAUCGGGUAUUUCGCAUUCGAGACGGCCAGGCUUACAAUCCUAAAUGAAUAUUUGAAGAGGAAGGAAGAUUCCAUUGAUGCUGAUUCUUGA
Thlaspi arvense is the source of this 1236-nucleotide messenger RNA. NCBI's taxonomy places the organism in Eukaryota, Viridiplantae, Streptophyta, Magnoliopsida, Brassicales, Brassicaceae. The record is from the annotation of a GenBank genome assembly.